This is a messenger RNA of Aspergillus puulaauensis, 1575 nucleotides long. RefSeq lists its product as uncharacterized. Gene Ontology annotation, biological process: transmembrane transport. Bases 1 to 1575 code for a protein of 524 amino acids. The record is from RefSeq and is a predicted model, not a curated record. The transcript has 9 exons. Gene Ontology annotation, cellular component: membrane. Lineage: Eukaryota; Fungi; Ascomycota; Eurotiomycetes; Eurotiales; Aspergillaceae. Gene Ontology annotation, molecular function: transmembrane transporter activity.
AUGACUUCAACCAAAAUAAAUGACAUAUCGGUGACAGCUUACGGCACAGCUCCAUCUUCCCAGCAUGAUUUCACAACGGCAAAGCGUACAGGAAAGGAUGCCGAGCACCCUAGUAGCGAUGAUGAGAUCAGCCGAGAGGCCGCCCUUACUGCGCUGACAGUCGACCAAGAGCGGAGGCUUAUUCGUCGAGUAGACUGGCGUCUGGUCCCUCUGCUGUGCAUGCUCUACCUGAUGAAGAAGAUUGAUGAAAAUAAUGCUUCGAAUGCGAGAAUCAUGAACCAGGGAACAGAUCGCAAUAUCCUAACGCAACUAGGAAUCACGUCUGAUCAGUUUGGCAUGGUCACCGUCUUGUAUACUGUGCCGUAUAUAUUAGCUGAGAUUCCGUCCAAUUUGAUAUUGAAGAAAGUCAGACCAUCCCGAUGGCAAUCUAGGAUUAUGGUCAGCUGGGGCAUUGUCACGGCUUGCACAGCUGCAGUCACGAACCUGGCUGGCCUGUAUACCGUGCGGUUCAUGCUCGGAUUGACUGAGGCUGGGAUGUUUCCCGCUAUUAUUCUGCAACUUACCUACUGGUACCGGCCUGACGAAAUUGCGGUGAGAUUGGUCUGGAUUUACAGCGUUGGGAAUGUUGCCGGCAUCAUAGGAGGAGUUCUUGCGUAUGCGUUCAAUGGCGCCUCUGGCGCUGGUGGCGUAUCUGGCUGGCAAUGGCUGUUCAUCGUUGAGGGUGCUGUGACCAUUGUAUUAGCAGUUGUGGUCCUGUUCUGCUUGCCUGACUUCCCUGCUACAACCAAGUGGCUGUCUCCAACCGAGAGGGCAUUCCUCCAAGCACGCUUACCGGUAAACUCCCCACGGGCAGCAGAGAAGAAUUUCGUUUUCAAGGAAGUCGUCAAAACUUUCCGUGACCGCAGACUAUGGCUCUUCACCCUCACCUGGGCUUGCAUGACCAGCGGAAGCAGUGGCGUCAAAUUCUACCAACCGACUAUCAUCGCUAACAUGGGCUUCAGCGACAUCGCGACAGCUCAGAUCCUCAAUAUCCCCAUGUCGGUUCUGACAAUCGUGUUCAUCAUCAUCGGUGGAUUCGCAUCCAACAGAGCAACAGUCCCGCUUCCCGUAUUUCCCAUUACGUGCACAGUCAUCGUCAUAGCUUGUUACUCGGUGCUGGUGGCGUACCCCAACGACAUUGGCGUUUACAUCGCCAUGAUGAUCGGUAAUGCCGCAUCUGUUACUUGGUUCCCUAUGAUGUGGUCAUGGCGCUCUCAGACAGUGAAUGGAGCUACAGGAUCCGCCUUUGCAAUCGGCUUCGUCAACAGUUAUGGACAGGUCGGUGACGCAGUUGGGCCACAGAUGUUCCAGGACAAGUACGAGCCGCGGUACCAGCUGCCGUUCGGGCUCGCAAUGGGCCUUAUAGCUCUUUGCGGACUUACGAACUCGUACACUUGGUGGGCUACUCGCCAAACGGAGAGAGAUACACGUAAGCAUAAGAUUGCUCGCCUGAAGGCUAAGCGGGACAACGAAGCUGUCCUUGAUGAUGUAUUGGACCAUGAUCUUGAGGGUAGGCGGCGUGUAGUGAAUGGUUAG